Stylonychia lemnae is the source of this 1572-nucleotide messenger RNA. The record is from the annotation of a GenBank genome assembly. Lineage: Eukaryota; Ciliophora; Spirotrichea; Sporadotrichida; Oxytrichidae.
AUGAAGAAUAAUAUAAGGGAAACUCACAUUUUAGACCAGGAUUUUGAUAAUAUUCUCUCGGCUGUUGACGAUCCUAUUUCAGUUAUUAACUAACGCAGGAUAGAGAAUAGUGGGUUGAAGGAAGACAGGUACUUGGAGAUGAACAACAGCAAGUCGGGCAAAAGGCAUAUUGCGAAUCAAAUUCGGAGUCAGAAUCCUUCUCCCAUUAACAAAAAGAAGACUUUAAGGAGUAAUACCUCUAAGGCAAGGAAUGAAACUAUUGAAGGAGACCUGGAAUCCAUCAUUGACGACGCCUUUAACAGGAAGCGAGAGAAAAUCAGUGAAACAGACUAGAUUUUACAGACCGGAGGAGGAAACAUUUCACGAAGUAAAAAGGGAAGCAGAUUAUCCUUCGACAAUGAUGGCUUGCAGCAGUUAAUUGACAUGGCUAAACUCAGAAGGCAGGAAAAUAAUCUCAAUAACACCAAAGAGAGGUUCGUCUUACCUUAGAUUAGAAACAAUUCAUCAAAUAUUAAAAAAGAAUCAUCGACCAAGAAUAACUAUGUUGAUGAUGAAACUCCCUGGACACAUAGAGUCAAAACUGUCAUUGCUACAACAGCAAAUACACCCCAAAAUAUGCUAGGUCCUGGCUUAACUUAGAAUAAUCCCAAGGUACCAAACAUUAAUACUACUUAGAGUUUCAAUAAUACUAAGAUCGAUCCUUCCCCCCAGAUAACUAAGAUGAAGAUAAGUGAUUAAACCCCAGAUCACUCCAUGAUAUCCUUUGAUAACACAAUGCAAAUCCAAAAAGAUGGAGCUAAGGUUUUCAAUAGAGGUUCGCAUCUAUUCAAGGACGGGUUAAAUUAAGGAAUAAAAGGAGUUCAUAGUCUGGAUAAUCAAACAGAGAACGAUGUGCCUGUCUAGGGAUAAGGUGGAUAUGUUGUGAAAAAGAAACGACAAUCGAAAGUUACUAAUAAUUAGAUAGAAAUUAUUAAGCCUAGCGACAGUGUUAACAACCAAAAUGAUUCAGUUGUAUCCUAAGAUGAUAAAUUACAGUAACACCAAUUAGAUAAUAUGAAAUUAUUACCUAUCAAGAAGUAUAAGAAUGACCUAGAUACAACCAGCUAGCUACAGUUAAACUCUUAAAGAAGUAAAUCCUCGCUUUAAAACGAAAAGCUAAUCAGUAGUAGUCGUGAAUUUAAUAAUAACCUUGGUGGAUCUUUCAACCACAAAAAUGGAAGAGACAGGGAAAGAGGAGGCUCAUUGAACAAUAAAUCUUCUCAUCAUCAUCAUCACUAGGAGAGACCUCGAGAUCAAAACCCCAAUAACAUUAGCAGCACACUUUCUCCCACUAGGCACAAGAGAUCUCACAGGAACAAUUCAGUAGGUAAGAAGAAGGACUAAGGGCAAAGUCAAAAUGGAAUUUAUUUACAACAGGAUCAAACAGAAUCAAUGAUUUAAAAGAAGAAUGUUCAUUUUAAAGAUGAAGUUGAGGGAAAUAGUUUGUGUGAUGUAGUUGUAAUAGAAAGCUAUAAAAAAUACUACAAUAAUGGUAACUAGGCUUCUUGUUCAUGUUUUUGUUCGAUUUUUUGA